Molecule: messenger RNA, 1512 nt
Organism: Rhodotorula toruloides NP11
Lineage: Eukaryota; Fungi; Basidiomycota; Microbotryomycetes; Sporidiobolales; Sporidiobolaceae
Product: DNA lyase
Exons: 8
Coding region: 1-1512 (503 amino acids)
Biological process (GO): base-excision repair
Cellular component (GO): nucleus
Molecular function (GO): DNA-(apurinic or apyrimidinic site) endonuclease activity; double-stranded DNA 3'-5' DNA exonuclease activity; phosphoric diester hydrolase activity
Source: RefSeq, a predicted model, not a curated record
AUGCGGAUCGUGACGUACAACGUGGCUGACCUGCGGGAGUGGGAGAAGCAGGCCAAGUGGAAGGAAGACCAGACGAUGGCGGAGAGGUUGGAGAGGUUGCGCGGAGAUAUCGUCUGCUUGCAGGAGACUCACGUCCAGCAGAAGGACGUCCCGAGGUCGACUGCUUGCCCGCCGGGUUGGCACUCCUUCUGGUCCUUCUGCCCGCAGAAGGUCAAGGGCUCGUCGAUCCACGGUUCCGCGGUCUUCGUCAAGGAGGACGUCGUCGUGCCGGUCAAGGCGGAGGAAGGCUUGACCGAAGCCAAGGCCUUGAGCUCGCUGAAGAAGGCAAAUUCGACUGCGACGACCGCCGACCUCAUUGGCGGCUACGCUCAAGACCUCCAGUUGCGAGGCGACCCCAACUCGUUCGAGUCGGAGGGCAGGACGAUUGUUCUCGAGCUCGGCAACAUCAUCCUCUUCGCCUGCUACGCACCGUUUGAGGGCAUCAGCAACGGCCCAAAGAAGGCGGAGAAGCUCACGAAGAAGCUCGACUACUUCGACACCCUCGAAGCGCGGAUCAGGAUUGCACGAGCGGCGGGAAAGGAAGUCAUCGUCCUCGGCGACCUCAAUGCCCACGCCUCGACAGACGACUCGCACAACGCCGCCUUUCGCGCGAAGCAAGAAGGGGCUCCUUUCAUGUCCCAUCCACCUCGUCGGUGGCUCCAGAGCCUCGUUGGGCCGAACGGGCUGCUUAUCGACUCAACUCGACACUUCCACCCCGGCUCGAAGAUGUUCAGUUGCUGGGGUGACAAGGUCACGACGAGGAAGCUCGACACGAUGGGCAACCGCGUCGAUUACAUCCUCACCUCACCCGGACUGCAGCCGUGGCUCAAGGACGGCGGCAUACAGCACCAUAUGCUCGGGUCCGACCAUGCGCCCGUCUUCCUCGACCUCCACGAGCAGAUCGAGAUUGACGGCGUCAAAGUCAAGCUCUGGGACGUCCUCAACCCCGGUCGCCGCAUGACGAAUCCGUCUCCUCCGCCGCCUGCGCUCGCCGCGACGCACUGGACGCAGUUCGCGCCCGAGGUCAACGGUCGCAGUACCUCGAACGGCUUCUUCGCCGCCUUUCGUCCGAUUACCGCCUCGACAUCUCGCAAGUCAAGCGCCUCGACUACAACCUCGACUGUCAAUGCUUCGCGCUCGUCCAGCUCCGCUCAGUCCGGCAAGAAGAGCUCGUCUGGCGCAUCUUCCUCUUCCACCUCGACGUCGCUCGCCCGUUCUUCGUCAUCGUCUCUCAAGACCAACACUUCUUCGCCAUCCGUCAAGGGCAAGAAGCGCUCGCGCAACGACGAGAUGCUCGACUUGACGGUCGACACGGACGAUGAGGAGGUCCAGGUCGCGUCGGGAUCUUCGGCGCCUCAGGUCAAGCGCAAGGGCGCCGGACGCGUGAGCUCGCAAAUGAAGAAGAGCAAGACCGGCUCGUUGGCGUCGACGCAGGAAGGCGAGAAGAAAACGAAGCGCAACAAAACGGCCUGA